AUGGAUUCCCUUCGCAGCGCCCUUCAACCUAUUACGCACAACCUCCCUGCGCCUAUCCACGACCUCGGUGUCUCCAUCCUUGGCGAAUCUUGCUACAAGAAGCUCCUCCUCGACAUUGACAUCGAGUCUACCGAGUGUCUCAAGCUUGCGAUCUCGAAGGGUCUAGGAAUCGGUAUCAUCGGUGCCUCAUCCAUCGUCAAAGUUCCCCAGAUCCUCAAGCUGAUCAAGUCGCGCUCCGCCUCCGGGAUAUCCUUCCUCUCCUACCUCCUCGAGACAUCCGCGUACCUCAUCUCGCUCGCCUAUAAUGUGCGCCAGGAGUUCCCAUUCAGCACAUAUGGAGAGACUGGCUUGAUAAUGGUGCAGAAUGUGGUUAUUGCUGUGUUGGUUCUACAUUACAGUGGCAAGGCUAGCGCUGCUGGACUAUUCGUCGCUGCGUUGGCAACGGGCGCUUUUACGCUCUUCAGCAAGAAUUUCGUGGAUAUGAAGACCCUGGGAUAUCUGCAGGCUGGUGCCGGUGCUUUGGGUGUCGCUGCAAAGCUCCCGCAGAUCCUUGCUGUCUGGCAAGAAGGUGGAACUGGACAGCUGAGCGCCUUUGCGGUCUUCAACUACCUCCUCGGCUCCCUCUCCCGAAUCUUCACGACUUUGCAAGAGGUGGAUGACAAGUUGAUUUUAUACGGAUUCAUUGCUGGAUUUGCAUUGAAUGCUGUAUUGGCCGCUCAAAUGGUCUAUUAUUGGAAUUCGCCAGCAAAGAAGACUACAAAGAGCGGAAAAAAUGAGAAGGUUCCUGUUGCGGCUUCAUCUGGCAAGUCUACUGCUACUUCGACGCCCAAGGGAAAGAGCCCAACCACUCGCAGACGUGGUUAA
Molecule: messenger RNA, 864 nt
Organism: Cadophora gregata
Lineage: Eukaryota; Fungi; Ascomycota; Leotiomycetes; Helotiales; Ploettnerulaceae
Exons: 2
Coding region: 1-864 (287 amino acids)
Source: RefSeq, a predicted model, not a curated record